GCAGGGGGAGAAAGCAGAAAAUUUCCACCCUAUUUGGGCAGAUUUCCUCAUAAACUUUCCAUGGACAUCCCUAUCUAUGACACUCAGUUCUGCCUUUUGUAUAAGAAUAAUUGAAAUAAUAGAAAGAAAAAUAGAAAAAAGAAUAAAGAAAAAGAGGCGGUCCCUACUAUUUUAUCAUGCACAAACUACCAACCAACUAACGUUAUAGAAAUAUAUAUUGCGUUUCAUGAACACAUUUUGCACAAGAACUAGAAAGCAAAACAAAAAGAAAAUUCCUAUAUAUAUUUGAGCUUCAACAAGAAACGUACCGCCGAAUAAUUCCACAAUGGCUCUCUGGUUUCUCGUCCUUCUUCCCAUAUUUACAGUCGUAAACUCUCAACCCACAACCACAAAUCCUACCCCAACUCCAAUCAACCAAACUGAUCUGCAGGUAGCCAUGGAUGACAUGAGAACAUCGGCUUACCACGGGUUCGUAAUCCUCCUUAAGAUCCUAAAUGGCUCCCCCAACUCUCUGCGCGACGGAGAAAUAACUUUCUUGAUGCCGAGUGAUGAGGAACUAUCAAAAGUUGCUCUGAGGCUGGAAAGUCUCCAGGAUUUCAUACUCGGUCAUUCAAUCCCGACUGCACUGCUCAUCAGCCACCUAUUACAUUUUCCCAAUGGAACUCUAGUUCCCACUGGUGUUCCGAACAGGAUGCUUAGGGUUACUAACGGUGGAAGAACCGGUCUGUUUGUGAACAAUGCUAGAGUUGUCUCCCCAAAUGUAUGUCUCAACUCUUUGAUAAGGUGCCAUGGAAUCAGUGCUGCCAUGAUAUUCCGCAAUGGUGAUAAUCCUACAAGGCAACAACAGAACCACCCCGAUAGAGACUUCAUGGACUCUGCAAAGGUCAGGAAGGCAAAAUCUCCGUCUCGUCAAUGGAAAAGGAGCCCUGCACUGCAUUAAAUACCCAUAGCGUGCUUAUCAUGCUCAUGCUCCGAAAAAAUAAAUGCCAAGAAAACUUUGCAUUUGUGCA
Molecule: messenger RNA, 1010 nt
Organism: Ricinus communis (castor bean)
Lineage: Eukaryota; Viridiplantae; Streptophyta; Magnoliopsida; Malpighiales; Euphorbiaceae
Exons: 1
Coding region: 326-940 (204 amino acids)
Source: RefSeq, a predicted model, not a curated record